Molecule: messenger RNA, 564 nt
Organism: Rhizophagus irregularis DAOM 181602=DAOM 197198
Lineage: Eukaryota; Fungi; Glomeromycota; Glomeromycetes; Glomerales; Glomeraceae
Source: RefSeq, a predicted model, not a curated record
AUGAAUACGUUGAACAAUUAUGAUAUUAAGAAUAAAUUAUUUGCACUUACCAUGGAUAAUACCACAACAAAUAAAGCAGUUACACAAUUGCUCCAAAGAGAGUUGCCUAAUGUUAACAUAAUAUUUAUAGGAUCAAUUAAAGAAAUGUGUCUAAAAGAACCAUCAAUGCCACCUUGUUUAAAAACAGAGGAAUUGGCUGAACUUGAAUCAAUUUGUCAAAUUCUCAAACCAUUUGAAGAUGCCACAGCAGUCCUCUCUAAGGAUCAAUCAAAUCCAAUUUCAGAUGAUUUGACAGUAAUAUUAGAAAUUAAACAGCAUAUCAGCAAAGCUAGGAAUGUAAUAGCAGAUCACAUUUUAAUUGCACAUGUUCUUGAUCCAAGAUAUAAGAUGAAAUAUUUGAGGGCAACUAUUAUUGAUGUUGAAGAAUAUACUGAAAAUGAAGCAAAUCAAUAUGUUAAUAGUGUUCAUGAAAAAAUAAUUUUAUAUAGGACAAGAUAUUCAAUAUCACUCUCAAUCACUUUAACUACAAUAGUUAAUAAUGUUAAAACAUUUAGUGAAUCAUAA